CACAGAGUAUCCCCUCUGCCCCUCCCCAGGCCUGGGCAAGGUGCAGCCCUGGAUGUCUGCAAUCUUAACUGCUGUGGCUGUGCUUCCGUUCCAUCCCCUGGGCGGUCCCUCCUCCUACUCACUGCCUUGCCCAGUGCCACAUUAAGGCACUUUCCUCCACAGGCUGGCUGGCCACCAUGGUGCCCUUGAAGCCACUGCCUGGGGCCUGCCAGACUCCACUCAUCUCCCUGCUUCUGGUCUGCUGUCUGCUGCCCCUAGGUGCCCAGAGACAGGAGUUCUCACUGCAGGUGGAGCCCCAGGACAUGGUGGUGUCUGCUGGAGGGUCCCUCUUGGUAAACUGCAGUACAGACUGCCCCCAUCCUAAAUCCAUCACCCUGGAGACCUACCUGUUCAAGGAGACAGUGGGCAGUGGCCUGGGCUGGGAAGCCUUCCAGCUCAACAAUGUGACUGGUGACAGCAAGGUCCUCUGUUCUGUCUUCUGCAAUGGCUCCCAGAUAACAGGCUCUUCCAACAUCACAGUAUACCGGUUUCCGAAGCGUGUGGAGCUGGCACCCCUGCCACCCUGGCAGCCCGUGGGUGAAAACCUCACCCUGCGCUGCCAGGUGGAGGGAGGGGCACCCCAGGCCCACCUCUCCGCGGUGCUGCUCCGCGGGGAGGAGGAGCUAAGUCGGCAGCUGGCCGUGGGGGAGUCUACUGAGGUCAUGGCCACAGUGCUAGCACGCAGAGACGAUCACGGUGCCAAUUUCUCUUGCCGCUGGGAACUGGACCUGCGGCCCCAAGGGCUGGGGCUGUUCCAGAACAGCUCGGCCCCCAGGCAGCUCCGAACCUUCGUCUUGCCUGUAACGCCCCCGCGCCUCAUUGUCCCUCGGUUCUUGGAGGUGGGAACAUCCAGGCCUGUAGACUGCACCCUGGAUGGGCUGUUUCCGGCCUCAGAGGCCCACGUCCAACUGGCGCUGGGGGACCAGAUGCUGAAUUCCUCCGUCUCGAGCCAAGGGGACACGCUCACCGCCACCGCCACCGCGACAGCGAGCACAGAGGAGGGCGCCUGGGAGAUUGUCUGCAACGUCACCCUGGGGGGAGAGAGCCGGGAAAUCCGAGAGAACUUGACAAUUUAUAGCUUCUGGGGGCCCAUCAUGAACCUGAGCGGACCCAUCAUGAACCUGAGCGAGCCCACCGUCCCUGAGGGGACCACAGUGAAUGUGACCUGCGCAGCCGGACCCCGAGUCCAGGUCACGCUGGACGGAGUUCCGGCCAAGGGCCCGGGUCAGCUCGUCCAGUUUCAGUUAAACGCCACGGAGAAGGACGACAGGCGCAGUUUUUUCUGCAAAGCCACCCUCGAGGUGGAUGGGAUGAUCUUGCACAGGAAUAGGAGCGUCCAGCUGCGUGUCUUGUACGGUCCCAAGAUUGACCCGGCCAGAUGUCCUCAGCACUUGAUGUGGAAAGAAAGAAGGAUCCAUGUCCUGCAGUGCCAGGCGCAGGGCAACCCGGACCCCCAGCUACUGUGUUUGCAGGAAAGCUCCGGGGUCCAGGUGUCUGUCGGGAUCCCAUUCCGCGUCACAUUAAACUACAGUGGUACCUACUUCUGCCGAGCGACCAGCUCACAGGGCACACAGACACUGACCGUGGUGAUGAACGUUCAGGUUCGGAAACCUCUCUCCGUCACCAUCGCCAUGGUGGUGUUAACAAUCCUCGGCUUCGCGAUCGUCACCGCAGCCUUCCUGUACGUCUUUUGGGUGCAGAAGCAAAGUGCCAUCUACCAUGUGAAUCGGGGGAGCACCUGGUUGCCCCUGACGUCUAAACAGCCCGACGAGGCGCUGGGGGAGGAACCAUCCUGA
Pteropus alecto (black flying fox) is the source of this 1835-nucleotide messenger RNA. It is a transcript of the gene ICAM3, whose product is annotated as intercellular adhesion molecule 3. The coding region runs from base 177 to 1835 and encodes 552 amino acids. Gene Ontology annotation, biological process: cell-cell adhesion. Lineage: Eukaryota; Metazoa; Chordata; Mammalia; Chiroptera; Pteropodidae. The record is from RefSeq and is a predicted model, not a curated record. The transcript has 7 exons. Gene Ontology annotation, molecular function: integrin binding. Gene Ontology annotation, cellular component: membrane.